GAUCUGCGUGGAUUUUUUGUGUGGAUUUAAUAAAAUGCACUCCUCAAUUCUCAAAACUUUGGUGUUGGUUCUGAAUUUUUGUGCUUUAGCAAAAUGUACCAGUACAGACAGUACAUCGACAGAACCGACCACUACCAGCACGCCUAUCCUGUACGUAAGCGAGAAUAACGUUACUUGGAAUCCACGAAAUAAAGAAAAAAUUGAUAUAGAAUGCGACGAAGGCUACCAACUAUCAGCAACUAUUACUAACUGCAGUAUAAACUGUUAUAACAACGAAUAUGCUCAAAUAACAUCAGAUCCAAUUAAUUUAAAUUUAACGAUUACUUGCAAUAUAACUAACUCGCCAUCGUUCUUUUUCAACACAAACAAAAUAAACGUAAAUUACACGGGCACGGAAAACUCCACACUGACCAUAGUUUUCUCAAGAGUUGGAGAACCACCUACAACCACUACUACUGAAAUAACAUCGUCUACGAUUUACCUACCAACAGCGAGUCUUGAUGACCAUCCAGAUCUCACAGUGCAAAUAUCCGGUAGAGAUCCGUAUGAUUACAGGCGCGCAAAUGUACUGGGUGAUUUCAAAGAAAUGAUCGCACUCAUGGCUAAAGAAUAUUGCGAAACAAACAAUUUCACUCUAAUACACAACGUUACCAAAGACAACGUCGAAAUCAAGGAAAUUCUACCGUGCUCUUGGAAGAAUCCCUCUUGCGAUUCAUGUGCUGAGGUCAGAUUCGCAGUGCCUGUAGAGAUAAAUCCGAAUUCAAGCUUCGAAUGGGCCGGUUACCAAUUGACCGAAGACCACUUGCGACUAAUGUGGGAUAGGUACUCGUCCAAAUAUUUGAAUGAAUCCGUUACUACCUGUCCACCUGAUGAUGUUAGGAGCAAGGUGAUAUGGGAAAUUGCGUUGAUAGCAGCUUUUACGCUGGCCUUCGUUGUAUUGUUCUUUAGCGUUCAUUAUCGAAUAGAUAGGCUCGCUAGAAAAAUCAGGAUUAAAAGUCGACGAUUGGUUCAAACUUCAGAUUCAAAUGAUAGUCAAUCGAAUGAUGUUUCUUUGAGGCCCCACUAUCUUCAAGACAUUCCGCCAUUAUUUGAUUCUAAUUAUUCGAUGCAUGAUCCAGGUUCCGGAUACAGUAAUGUCGCUUACGAGACCAAUGAGCCUUAUGAAAGAUAUAAUAAUGAAGAUGAAGAACUAUCUGACGGCAGUAUCUCUGCUUAGACCAUGAAAGUAACCAUUUUAAAUUGCGCUGACCUACCUUAAUUAUUACUCCUAUUUAUUUCAUUAAAAAUGUAAACGAAAUUAUAAACACAAAUAAGAUUUUUUUAAUAAGACAAUUUUAGAAAC
This is a messenger RNA of Phyllotreta striolata, 1342 nucleotides long. The record is from the annotation of a GenBank genome assembly. NCBI's taxonomy places the organism in Eukaryota, Metazoa, Arthropoda, Insecta, Coleoptera, Chrysomelidae.